AUGAAUUUGUCCCAAAGUUGCGCCUCUGAUCUGCGACAGGGUCUCACUGAAGAAUCAGAUGGGUACGCUUCCACGCUUCAUGAUUUGGUGGGAAGCCCAGACCGCAAUAAGUUCUCGGCUGAGGCUUCCACGGACCGCUCGGAUGUCAACUCAUCCACUGGAAGUUUUCGUAGAAAUGCCAGAAGUGUGGAUUUUGAUGCAGACGCCCCGAGCCAAUCCACCGAUAUUGCCACCGGAGCAAGCAGCAAUAUGAGACUGUUUGUGACAGGAACCCAGUCUAACUCGUCCACUAGCUCGGCCCAAGAGGUUCAAGCUUUCAAGUCGUACAUCAACAACGUAGAUUACGUGAAAAAUCAGAACAAUUACUUGAACGAAAACCUCAAUAAUGCCCAACAACGAGUCCCCGAAUCCACCAGCGACGACCAUCAGCUCUUGGAGUCCGACUCCGUCGACGGAUACACCCUUAUAUCGCAAUUUGAAGCCGACGUGGAACGAACCACGCUUCUUUAUCGUGCUGUUGAAAUAGACACUAAUGCCCCGGUUCUCAUCCGAAUUUCUCCCCUAAUAGAAGACAGCAACUCCAUGGUCCGAACUCUUAACGAGUGGUACAUUCUCUCUGGCCGAAACCCACCGGCUCAGCACCGUCUUUGGAACAAUGACAUGGUGGAAAAUGACUUUCUCAAGCCUCAUAGCCGCCCACCUUUGGGCGACAAGAAUGCUGAACGUUAUUUGGCUCAACCCGCAACCUUACCAUUGAAUUUGACUGGAAUCUUGUAUCCAAUUGGCGUGAUCAAUAUGGCGACUUCAGGAAAACAGGGCGGCGGACCGAGACGAAUGGCUCUAAUUUAUCGAGACAAGAAUUAUCUGUCGCUAUUUGAGUAUCACAGUAACAGCAGCAGCGGAAGCGAUACUCUGUUCGAUCCCACCUUGGGAGUGCUUGCGAAUUCCUACAGCGGUCGUUCAUCCAUAUCCGUAGGAGCCAGCACCACCACCAAUGUGCGACUGUUGGGCUCAGGAAGAUUUGAAGAAAUUUCCAAUAAAGUGAGACAGAGUCCACAGCUGCCUCUCAAAGUGGUGGAGGUUCUUGGGGACAUUAUAAAUGUGGUCAAGACUCUCAAAACAGUCCAUGAGCUUGGAAUAGUACAUAAUGGACUCACGUCGAAAAAUAUCUUCAAAUGUGACAACGGAAGAGUCGAAAUCUCAAGCUGGGACUUUUCUUUUAGUGUUCAACCAGAAGACUGCACUAAUGGACACAGAAAGCGGAACCUGACCAACUUGAUGGCAAUCUUGCCAUAUCUUUCCCCAGAAGCUACGGGAGACAUGAACAAGCGAGUCAGCUACAAAUCUGACUUUUAUGCUCUUGGAGUUAUAUUAUACGAACUUAUCGUUGGGGUUCUUCCUUUUCAGGCGCAAGAUGCCGCUACAUUGAUCAGAAUGCAUCUUUUCCAAAAACCAUUGACGCCGGAAUUAUUGGCACCUUCGUGGAUAAAUUCCCAUCUAAGUAAGCUCAUUAUGAAUUUAUUGGAAAAGGAAGACUCCAAGCGACCAACUGACUCUGGAAUAUUGCUCGAAGAACUUAUCCAAGUUAGAAACGAUUACGUCGAUGAGAUCAAAGAUAAAGGCGGCGAGACAUUCAUCAACUAUGUCAAACAAAAUGAGCACAUCAGCCGGUUUUUGAUCAAAGAGGAACCAAAAGAACCUAUGCCCAUGCCUCCUGUCUUUUUGCUUUGUGAAGCAGUGUACGGAAGAAACGAAGAAUACCGAAAAAUAUUCACCACCACUGAUCGUCUUACCGAAGGAGAAAAUGUGGUUUUGAUUUCUGGUCGUUCAGGCUACGGCAAAUCUGUUCUUCUUGGUGACUUGCGUACGGCUUCAAUUGCCAAGACCAACUUUCACUGCAGCUGGAAAUUCAGCAAAUCCGAUGCAAACAUUUCAGUGUACACUGUCUUUAUUUCAGCAAUUUCUUCGAUCGUGAAACAAAUACUCAAGUCGUCAAAACAAGAUAUCGAUAAAUGGAGAGACUUGAUUGUUACAGAGAUUCCACUAGAUCUUGGGGUUCUUUUUUAUCUUGUUCCGGGUCUUAAGCACUUAUUAGGGCCCAAGUAUGCGACUCUUCAUCGCAGAAAGGAUUCAUUAAACCCCAAAGAUGUGACUUCCGAUGAGCCCUUGGAUGACUCAGACGACUCGUCUCUGAAGUUGAAACCAAUUCGUGAUGCUGAUUACCACAAUUUCAGCCUCGAGCUCAAGUAUCGUUAUAUCGUGAAAGCGUUUUUGUCGCUAAUUAGUAUGGAGGGCCUCACGAUGUUUUUGGACGAUAUUCAAUGGUGUUCACCAGGAGAGAUAAGCUUGCUUGCAGAAACGGUCAAAUUCGUCCAAACUCAAAAUAUAACUAGCGGUUCUCCAGGGUACUUGAAAAUCAUCGCAACCAUGGAUUCAGAUACUGAGAAGACAUAUGAUACUGAUUUUGAAGCAUCUGAGGACACACUCGUGGAUUUGUUCAAGAUUUCAGGUGCCAAGGUGUUCGAAUUUCAAUUGAGAGAGAUCUCUAGAGACUCAUUUUCCUAUUUUCUUCAAUCGUCGUUGGUGAUGGAUUCGCCAUACAACUCUGGCGAUGAGGUGGCAUCGUUUGCCAAAGACGAAACCACGAGUUUGUCUUCAAUGUAUGGCGAACAGGUCUCCAGCAUCUCGAAGGACAUACUCAAAGACGAGAAAGUGGAUUCUUUAUCUCUGUUUUUGUAUCACCACCUCAAGGGAAAUGUGCUUUUAACGAAAUACGUCCUCAAAACAGCAUUCAUGGAGGGCAAGAUAAAAUAUCGAACUAAUCUUUACAGCAGGAGAUGGGACUUUGAUUAUUCGAAGUUUAACAUUCCUAUCAAUCAAGACGAUAUUAUAGCCAAUUACCUCUCGACAGCAUUGACUCCUGAAGCCAUGUCACUUAUGAAAUUUGCAGCCAUCACCACAGAGGGUCACUUCUUUCGUCUAUCAGAACUUAUGAUCGUUGCGAAUCUUGGAAUCAAAGAAGUCUACGAAACCGUCAACUUGUGUGUAGAGACUGGAAUAGUAUCACCUGGGGGACCAUUUUACAAACUUCCUUUUCACUUGAUGGCCGAUAGCGAUUUUCCCGUGGAAUUAACCGACUCAGAAAUAUGGAAUUUGGCAAGUGAAGCAGUGUAUAAGUUUGACCAUGAUUCUAUCUUAUCGGCAAUAAUAAGCAGUCUUGUUCUGACGAAUGAACUUCAAGAAUAUCAUCGACUUUGCGGUUUACGCUACUACAAAAAAAUUCGGAAAGAAACAAACUACAGCAUCUCUUCCUAUUUGACCAUGGCAAGCCAUUUUGCAAAAUCAUGGAAAAUUGUGCGCCGUGAUGAUUGCCUGACAUAUUUCAAGGUGUUGGUGAAAGCUGGCAGACUUGCGAUGUCAACCUACAACUUGAGUUCGUCUCUUAUUUAUUUCCAAGUUGCCGACCACUUUAUUCGUGAACUGAAUGUGAAGCACAAAUUGCGUAACAACAUGACAAUGUGUCAGAUCCAAUACUAUUUGAAUAACUAUAAUGAUUGCUUAAGAAUUAUUGAUGAGUCCGAAGCAAAGUAUGGCCUUGACAAGACUCGGUUUGUGAUUUUUAAAGUUCGAAGUUUGAUCAAACUUGGCCGACGCAAAGAAGGUGUCAAUGUUGCGGUCGAGAGUCUCAAUUAUUUGGGUAUUGAUAUAGAGCCAGACGCUACAUUAUCAGAAGACGAGAGGAAUGACAGGUUCAAUGGCCAGAUACCUCUGUCAGCGCUGGAAAUCAGAGCCAUGAAGAAUCUCGAGCUUGCCCAAGAUAAAAAGGUGCUUUUGAUUUAUGAGCUCAUUUCGGAGAUUUUACCAUUUACAUUCUCGACUAACAACUACAAGCUUCGUGACUGUUUGGUGCUAUAUUCGGUUGAUAUGAUGCUCAAAUUUGGUAUCAGUCCUUUCUGUGCAAUUCCGCUUUUGUAUUUGGCCAACAAGUUUGCAAGAGAGUAUACUGAAUCCGGGUUCAUCAAGGCUCUUGAAUACAGCAAGCUUGCUCUUUAUUGGGCCGACAAAAACGAAAAGAAUUCCAUUGUGUAUGUUCAAACCGUUUACGAGUUGUUCGUCAAUUCGUUGGCAGUUUACUUUGAACCGUUGGCCGACGUGCUCAAGUAUUACGAAACGUUCAGUUCUUCACUUCUGGUUUAUUCUCGGCUGAAAAACAUCAAGUUGGCCAGUAGCACAAAUGCUGCGAAAAUCCACCUUUUGUUGCUCAGUGGAGUACCUUUCAAUGCUGUUUUUCCCAGUUGGACCAAUAAUAGAUUUGCUAUUGAAGACAAGUCAGAUUGGAACCAGCUUCUUUUCAAUGGUUUGAAGAUGAUGCAAGGAGGUUUCCUGCUUGAAGAUUUCGAAAAACAAACUGCUCAAUUUGAGCCUAAUCCUGAUAUUUUAUUCGUCAGCAAGACAUGCAAGCUUUAUUAUUUAACAGUGAAAAACAGGGUUGAGGAGCUGGUUCGUAUCGUUGUCGAAAUGAUGGAGGAUUACAUGCCUCAAAUACCGUUAACUUUGCUUCACGUUGAAUUCUAUUUUAUAGCCGGUAUUGCGCUUUGUCAGGAUGCGCAAGGAAUCGACAGUAGUAUCCAAAGAGAUAUGCUAAACGAGAUUGUCGGAAGAGUGCAACUUUUUGCUCAGUUUUCACCUUCAACUUUUGAGGGAAAAUAUCUCAUACUCAAGGCAAUGCAAGAAGCCAAUCUGUCCAAUUAUUCGUCGCUCGAGAUUCUUGACUCUUUUGAGGAUGCUAUUGAAGUGUCUAAACGAAGCAAUAAUUGGUAUGAUGUCGCCUGGGGUACCUAUCUCUGCGCUUUAUGGCUUAUGAAAACUAGUACAAGUGCCAAGCGAACUUCUACUUUUGCAGGAGCAGCACUUGUCGCAUUCAAGAGCUUGGAUGUUGAUUUGCUAGUAGAAGCGGUGGAACUACGUUUGGGGCUGUACAUCAAGAAGUAUAAUUGGGCUGGAGUUGAGUCAAUUGAGGAACCACAGGGCCACUCGUCCAAGCCGUUGAGUCGGGUUUUGAACAGAAUGUUCACUUCUCAACUACCGAGAUCGAAAAGCAUCUCCAAAGCAAACCAUGAUCCCCAGGAAAAGGCGGUUUCCAGAAUCUCCAAUGAUUCGGUAGAGUUAAGAGAGACCGUCAAAGCCUGCCUUAUGAUUUCCGAAUCCACCUCACAAGACGACAUCGUUACAAAGUUAUUGGAAACUACGGUCUUUUAUUCCAAAGUCGAUUUUGGGGCCGUGGUGCUCAAUAGUCAAGGUGACGCCUGCAUUAAGGCAAUCGGGUCGUCGAACAGUAUCAUUUCGUUGGAUAACGAGCCCCUCAGCUCACGAACUGACUUGUGUCCAUUUUCCUUGCUUGUGUAUGUGUUGUACAACGGUAAGGUCGUUAAUAAGGACGAGGACAGGAUAUUCUUUAACAACAAUUUUGGCCAAGACGAAUACUACAAAUCCAACAGAAGUGAUUCAGUCAUCUGCAUUCCGCUCAAGAACGACGAGGGUGUGUUUGGUGCUGUGUACUUGGAAAAAACAGAAGUUGGUAAUUCCUCAACUUAUUUCAGUAGCGAGUCCAAGGAUCUUCUCACGCUACUUUGUUCACAAGCAGCAGUGUCGCUAGCUAAGGCAAGUCUCUAUGAUCGAAUGGCCCUUGCCAAACGGGCUGCUGAGAAUGCUACCGCAGAAAAGGCUAGCUUUCUUGCCAACAUGUCGCAUGAGAUUCGUACUCCGUUUAACUCGCUUCUUUCAUGUUCGUUGUUCUUGCUCGACACCGAGCUUAACAAUACUCAGAAGGAGUAUGUUGAAACCAUCAAGACUUCAGCCAUGCUAACGUUGAACAUCAUCGACGGGAUUCUUGCGUUUUCCAAACUAGAGCAUGGUUCCUUCACGCUUGAAAAUGCUCCAUUUUCUUUGAACGAUUGUAUUGAAAGCGCCAUUCAGAUCAUCGGCGAGCUGGCUUCUGUCAACGAUUUGGACCUUGCCUUCUUCAACAAGUGUCCACUGAUCGAUACAGUCAUUGGUGAUGUGACCCGGUUUCGACAAAUUGUCAUUAAUCUUUUGGGAAACGCAGUAAAGUUCACUUCCAAGGGCCAUAUCAUCGUGACUUUGGUAUCCAACCAGAUCAAUGAAAGCAGAUAUGAGUUUGAAAUUUGUGUGGAAGACACAGGAGUUGGAAUCCCCAAAAAAAGCCAGAACAAGGUCUUUGGAGCAUUCUCGCAAGUGGAUGCUUCUUCACGCAGAAGUUUUGGUGGUUCAGGAUUGGGACUUGCUAUUUCAAAGAAAUUAGCUGAUUUGAUGGGAGGAACAUUAACUUUUAGCAGUGUCGAGGGUAUGGGAACCAAAUUUUUCCUUAAUGUCAAAGCCCAAGUGCACGAGUUCAAAGAGCCUGAAAUACUAGUCUCCGAUGAAAUAGCAGCGAAAAGAGGCAUCAACAAUAAAGCGUUGAUUCUUGAUAAUCACCGUUUGGGCCUGCUUGCGUUGCAAGAGACACUUGAGUUUCUUGGCUUACUGGUGGAUCUAGCCAUGGACUUUGAAAAUAUUAGACGUCCGUUCAAUACCUACCUGAUUGUUUUCGUGGAUCAAAUCUUCUUCGAUACGUUAAAGACCAAAGAAAAUCUUCGAAAGUUGAAAUGCAAUAUCGUUUUGAUUGGACAUUUUGGUAAAGCUUUACCACUAGAAGUGGACAGAGGCACUAUAGCAGUCAUGAUGUGGCCGUUCCAGCGGGCCAAAGUGGUCAAGAUAGUCAAAGCGAUUACUGAGCCAGAACCUCGAGGUCAAGUAGUAAAGGCACUUUCAGAUCUUUCAAUGAGCGACGAAAAGUUGUUGGCAGAUGAGUACCCGCUUCGAAUUUUGUUGGCUGAAGAUAAUAUCAUCAAUAUCAAGGUAGCUCUUCAACAUUUGAAAAAGUUGGGUUAUCAUGCUGAUUCUGCCAAAGAUGGAGAGGAAGCUUUGGCAAAAUGUAUAAGUGCAUUUGAAGAUAAAGGGCCCUACCAAGUGGUAUUGAUGGACAUCCAGAUGCCCAAAAAGGAUGGACUUGCUGCGACAUUAGAGCUUCGUGAGGAAUUUCGAGCUCGAGGACAAGAUACUCAUCUUCCGUAUAUCGUAGCAUUGACCGCUAAUGUUGCUGGAGAAGACAAGCAACGGUCGCUUGAAGUUGGAAUGGUGGAUUUCAUUUCGAAACCAAUAUUGCCCGAGCAGUUGGAGAGGGUUCUCCGUGGGUUAGGUGAAAAGAUAUACCAGCAAAAGGGGUAG
Meyerozyma guilliermondii ATCC 6260 is the source of this 7287-nucleotide messenger RNA. It is a transcript of the gene CHK1, whose product is annotated as Chk1p. The transcript has a single exon. Gene Ontology annotation, biological process: protein phosphorylation; phosphorelay signal transduction system. Gene Ontology annotation, molecular function: ATP binding; phosphorelay sensor kinase activity; protein binding. The record is from RefSeq and is a predicted model, not a curated record. NCBI's taxonomy places the organism in Eukaryota, Fungi, Ascomycota, Pichiomycetes, Serinales, Debaryomycetaceae. The coding region runs from base 1 to 7287 and encodes 2428 amino acids.